UAGAUUUCUUCAGUCUGUAAAAUUCAUUUUUGAAAGAAAUAUGUUUAACCCUGUAGCUAUCGGUGAUAGUUGUCCUUUGAACGAAGCAGCAUGGAACAUAAGAAAAUCAAAUUUCAACUGUUCAAGUGAUUUUCCAUAUCACUGCAUUCCAAACAAUGGGCGUGUUCCGGGCGAUAUUUGUAUUGGAUUAAUCUGGGUUCCACCGAAUUACUGUCCUGUGUAUAACCUCAAUGCUGAAAAAUUAGAUGUGGAGCCUUGUGACCUUCAGCGAGGGACCUGUUCAGGUGUUGAUUUUCAAUCCCCAGAUGUGUACAAAUAUACUGGAUGCCUGAAUAUGACAAGACAAGAGAAACCAUCUUCUGGAGGAAAUUCCCAGCCCCUCCCCCUCCUGCCCAUUAUUGUGGGUAGUGUCUCCUUUGUAUGCUUAGUGGUUGUCAUUGCCUGUAUCUUCUGUCUGUGUAGAAGAAGGGGAAACAGUUCAGGUAAAAAAGAGAAAGAUGUAGAAUUGCAACAACCAUUAGUGGAGACAUUUCCUUCAGAUUUUCACAGGAUUUGUCAUUAUUUGAGUGCAAAUGUCUUCACCCCAACAAAGAUUUUCACCAAAAGUGUUGGUCUGUUUGAAGUUCAUGGGAAUUUACUGUUGAUUGGUCCACAUGGGUCAGGAAAAACCACUAUAGCAGUCAACCUUCUCAACAAAAAGGUAAAUACAACAUCAAAUGGCAAAAGAUGCUUUGUUGAAGUUUGCAACUCUGUUGAGGAAAUUGCAAGUAAAAUGGAUGAAUCCACAGUUACUUAUGUGCUGCUGGAUGAUGCAAUGGAGCAAUAUGCCUACCAAGAGUCUUUACUUGACUCUCAUUUAGAGAUGUAUCAGGAUUAUAUGAGAUUGAUAGAGGCUGGUCAGCUUCGCAUCAUUUGCACGGUUACAGAUACCACUUGGAACACUUUCAGUUCAAAGUUAUUGCAAUGUCCAUUUUUCUCCAAAGAAUUUCAGAUUGAAUUAAAUGACAAGACAAUAGACAAACAUGAAAAGGAGGAAAUUUUAAAGAAGCACCUGCAGUUCAACAAGUUUGUGUUGACUAAAAAGAAGAAAGACGAGAACCUGAAGAAGAUAGAUAAACAUCAUGCUGAUAGCUCUCAAAUCGUUAUCUCAGAAGACACAAUCAGGUCCUGGGUAAAGAAAGCAAAAACAAGGAACGGAAUUGGCCCACCUCUGCUCUUUGAUCUGAUUAGCACAAACAGGUUUCUGUUUGUAAAUGCGGGAAUGGCUAUUUCUGACAGUUUGGAGGAAGUUUUGAAGAUGAGAAUUACACAUCUGAGGAAGGAUUCAACUGGUCCUCUAGACAAGGAUUUUGCCAGUCUGCUUAUUUUUGCUGCUUUCACUGGUGGAAAGGUAUCUGUGCAAGAUUUCGUGGAUAAAGAAUUGAUGUAUGUUGGAAUUUGUAGUAAAGUAGGUUGCAGUAAGAAAGGUGACAAAGAAAUUGAAGGCUUUUUAAACAUGCAUGAGAUGCUAGGCUACUUAUAUCCUUUGAGAGAUUGCUAUGUUUUUCAUCACAAAGUUCUUACUACAUUGAUCUUAUCUGUAAUGAUGAAGGACAGUGAAGAGUUUGUGUUGCAGCAUGCAGACCUCAAUGUUCUCUACAGAACACUUCAACCUCAGAAGAGCAAGUACCCGGUCUGUGUGAAAGUAAAUGAGAAGUCAUUGGCAAGUUUGGCUGAUAGAAUAUGUAAGGAAACCCCAGAUGUCAUUGGAAAAUGGCAAAAACAUGUGAUCAUGCAAAGUGAGAAGAUUAAGAAGAGAUUAGUAAAGGCAAUAGAAGAUUGCAUGGAUGGAGAUGCCCAAACAUAAAGCUGAUAAUAAUCCUUAAAAGUGAACUUUAACAACUAGUUUGCUGCAAAAUUGAAAACCUAAGCAAUCUUUUCCAAAUUAUUUGUGGCAAAAUUGAAAUCCUGAUUAUAAUAAAACAUAUUUGGCUUGUCCUAGAAGACGAAGAAGUAGUUUGUAGAUGAAAUAUAAAACCAGAUAGUAGGAUACUUUAGCAAUCAACAAAGUCAACUAUUAAAUCCUUAUUGUGGUAAG
Saccostrea cuccullata (small rock oyster) is the source of this 2077-nucleotide messenger RNA. RefSeq lists its product as uncharacterized. Lineage: Eukaryota; Metazoa; Mollusca; Bivalvia; Ostreida; Ostreidae. The transcript is spliced from 6 exons. The coding region runs from base 41 to 1846 and encodes 601 amino acids. The record is from RefSeq and is a predicted model, not a curated record.